AUUGCUUUCCCCAGCCCACAUUCCUCAGCCCCAGUCCGGCUCCCACCGCCUCCGCUGCUAAGGGGGGGCCCUAGUCUCCCGCUCCAACUAUUCCAACCAUCCUGGGCAGGGUGGGGCGCUCGGCUCUCGGGUCCCCCUCGCUGCCCCUCCCUGGUCGGUCUCCCCUUCGGCCCAGGUUCCUCCCUUUCUGGGGUGGAGCCAGCCAAUGGGGGAACAAGACUCCGAGUUUGGCCUGGGAGCCAGGCAGCUGGAGGAUCCCCCGCCCCACAGUUCUGGCUGGCGUCCCGGUGCGCACGGACGUGGCUCGAGUUUCCUCCGCUCUCGGCUGCGCCUCGCUUUCCCUCUCUCGCUCCUCCUUCUCUCCCCAUCUCCCGCUCCAGCUCCACUCGGCCGGCUCCGCACGGCUCUGGGAAGCCAUGGAGGACGUCACACUCCAUAUCGUCGAGCGGCCGUUUUCCGGGUACCCCGAUGCCUCCGAGGGCUCCGAGCCUAGUCCGGUGGCGGCACCCGCCAUCGAGGAGCCGUCGGGGGCCGGCUCUGACGAGCUGAUCAAGUCGGACCAGGUAAACGGCGUGCUGGUGCUGAGCCUUCUGGAUAAAAUCAUCGGCGCCGUCGACCAGAUCCAGCUGACCCAAGCCCAGUUGGAGGAGCGACAGGCAGAGAUGGAGGGCGCCGUGCAAAGCAUCCAGGGCGAGCUGAGCAAGCUGGGCAAAGCGCAUGCCACCACGAGUAACACGGUGAGCAAGUUGCUGGAGAAGGUGCGCAAGGUCAGCGUCAACGUGAAGACGGUGCGCGGCAGCCUGGAGCGCCAGGCCGGCCAGAUCAAGAAGCUGGAGGUCAACGAGGCGGAGCUGCUGCGGCGCCGCAACUUUAAAGUCAUGAUCUACCAGGAUGAAGUCAAGCUGCCGGCCAAACUAAGCGUCAGCAAGUCUCUGAAAGAGUCAGAGGCGCUGCCGGAGAAGGAAGGUGAGGAGCUGGGCGAGGGCGAGCGGCCGGAGGAGGACGCGGCCAUCGAGCUGUCGUCGGAUGAGGCGGUAGAGGUGGAGGAGGUGAUCGAAGAGUCCCGCGCCGAGCGCAUCAAGCGCAGCGGCCUGCGGCGCGUGGACGACUUCAAGAAGGCCUUCUCCAAGGAGAAGAUGGAGAAGACCAAGGUGCGCACUCGCGAGAACCUGGAAAAGACCCGUCUCAAGACCAAGGAGAACCUGGAGAAGACGCGGCACACGCUGGAGAAGCGCAUGAACAAGCUGGGCACUCGCCUGGUCCCGGUGGAGCGACGCGAGAAGCUGAAGACCUCGCGCGACAAGCUGCGCAAGUCUUUCACGCCCGACCACGUGGUGUACGCGCGCUCCAAGACGGCUGUGUACAAGGUGCCUCCCUUCACCUUCCACGUCAAGAAGAUCCGCGAGGGCGAGGUGGAGGUGCUGAAGGCCACCGAGAUGGUGGAGGUGGGCCCAGACGAGGAUGAGGUUGGCGCGGAGCGUGGCGAGGCCACCGACCUGCUGCGCGGCAGCAGCCCGGAUGUGCACACCCUCCUGGAGAUCACCGAAGAGUCGGACGCCGUGCUGGUGGACAAGAGCGACAGCGACUGAACAGGACUCGCGGGGCUCUGCCCUGGAGGCCGGCGCCUUUCCCCGCCACUCCCUGCCUCCCUCCCCACCCCUGCCCACCUUCUUUCCUUUUUUGAACUUUCUCUUUCGCCUUCUUCUCAGCACCAGCCUGGCUGAGAUUUUUCUAAGUUGAAAACACCCUCCCCUGGAGGUGGAUCCCUCUAAAUCACAGCUGUUGGAUCUCAGGGAGGCGGCUCCCCAACCCCCCACCCCGCCACACAACCCCCCAUCAUGGACAACCUCGAUUUGGACGCAAGUCUGGGUAGGGAGAGGAAGAACAAGAACGAUCCACGCCCUGGUUGUUGAAGUCUGGGAUCCUUUCCCUUGGCUCCCCAGUUGAACCCCCUGGGGGGGGGGCACCUGCCUCCUCAUCACACCUUCACACCCAGCUUGCCCUGCCCCUACACUUUCACACCCAGCUGCAUCAUUCCUGCUUACUGAGCUCUUCUCCCUCCUCAGCCUCACCUCAGGAGGCCCCAAAGCCAAAAUUCCUGCAAAAGGAAAGAGUGAAUCCUGAAGUGGACCCUUACAGGGGGACUGUUGGUGCAGGCUUGCAAUCCCAGCUUCGUAGAAGGGUAGAAGGCUGAAGCAGGAGGACUGCAAGUUGAAGGCCUGUCUGGGCUACAGAGUGAGUUCAAAGCCAGCCAGAGUAACUUUAGUGAGACCCUGUCUCAAAAUAGAAGAGGGCUGGGAUAUAUCCGUGGUAGAGCCCUAGGUUCAGUCUCUACUCAAUAGUACCACACACAUACAAAAAGGAGGUGUAUGAGGGGAGACAUUUGCCCACAUGGGAAAUCUCCUACUGGAAGCUUUGAGGGCCUUUGGGGGAACUUAAGGCAGUAAGGUGGGGUGGAGACAGAUGGAGCCUUGUCUGCAGCACAGACUCUAUCUGUAAAGGGUCCCACUGGAAGAAGCUAAGGACAAGCAGAGCCUGGGGGAGGAUGUGAGGUGAGAAGACAACCAUGUAGGCACACAUACAUGUCUGUGGACCAGCACACAGGAGCACAUGAGUACGGCUUUGGGAAGGAGAAUGGGAAACUAGGAGAAGGUAGAAAUGGAUCGAGAGAAAUGCCCUCAUUAGCAACAAUUGGAGACACUGGACAAGAACCCCAUCUUACUAGGGUCCCAGAACAGCAGGACCAUUUUCAGGAACAGAAGGGAAGGCAGUUUGAGAAAGAAAGCAUAUUCCGAAGAGGGAGGAGAGGAAGAAGCCUCACUGGAUCCCCUCACUGGGGUCUGGGAGCUACCUUCAGAGAAGGCCUAGUUCUCCAAGCCCAGAAAAUUAGGGUUCCAGAAGGGCAGCAGCAGGCUGUGGAGAGUGGGCAUUGGCAGGGAGGUGGGCUGAAGAGAGCAAGGUGCCAAGGCCUGGCUGGAAAGCCAAGCUAAAGGGGAGGUGGGGAAGCCAGGCAGGCUGACUUGCCAGCCCCAGCUCCCUUCCAGCAGUUUCUUCUGCAGAUCCUUCCUUAGUAUAAAGCUGCAGAACAUGGCCAGACCUUGCUUUUGGGGGUGCCUUACCUGAAAGUUGGUGUGUGGGGGUGCUGCUUCCUGUCUGAGGCUUGAUUUCUGUCUGUAGUCUACUGACCAGGACACUUUGGUCCCCCUGUUCUUCCUCAUUAAAGACUUGUCAAAGCAAGGAACACCCCCCCACCCCACCCCACCCCUGCUGCUUUCUUCUCUGUACCUCCUUAUCUUCCUUGCUCUGCUCUUAGAACUGCAGCUAAUUGUUUUCUUUGGGGUUUUAUUUUGGGGGGUGGGAGUGGGAACACACACCUUUUAUACAGUACAAAGCUUUGCGCUUUUUUUUUUUUUUAAAUUUUUCCUUUUCUUCUCUAAUCAGUUGGAGACACAUUGCUGAGGAAGGUUGGGGGAUACAGGAUGAGGUCCCUUGGUGCUGGUGGGCUGAAGGGGCCUAAACUGUGGGCAGAUUCAGUUACUGGUGGGCUCUGGGGAGCCCUUCACGUUGCUGUGUCCUGGUGAGCAGCCUGACCAAUAAACCUGCUUUUCUAAAAGGA
Messenger RNA from Nannospalax galili (Upper Galilee mountains blind mole rat), 3616 nucleotides. RefSeq names its product caveolae associated protein 1 (gene Cavin1). Bases 417 to 1589 code for a protein of 390 amino acids. The record is from RefSeq and is a predicted model, not a curated record. NCBI's taxonomy places the organism in Eukaryota, Metazoa, Chordata, Mammalia, Rodentia, Spalacidae. The transcript has 2 exons. Gene Ontology annotation, cellular component: caveola; cytoplasm. Gene Ontology annotation, biological process: transcription initiation at RNA polymerase I promoter; termination of RNA polymerase I transcription. Gene Ontology annotation, molecular function: rRNA primary transcript binding.